Molecule: messenger RNA, 1536 nt
Organism: Rubroshorea leprosula
Lineage: Eukaryota; Viridiplantae; Streptophyta; Magnoliopsida; Malvales; Dipterocarpaceae
Source: the annotation of a GenBank genome assembly
AGACACUAACCCCAGAGAAAAAUCUCAAGAAACUGAGCGAAAAUUCGACAAAGAUUGUAUCUUUUCCCAGAAAAAUGGCGCAGGCACAACCGGAGGAGAAACCCCAAGAAUGCCAAGUGGUGGAGGUGAAGGAGGCGAUGAUGGUGAAGAGUAGUAGCCGUAGUAGUGUUGGGAGUAGCAGUGUGCCAUUCAAAUUCAAUGCGCAGGCACCGGAAUUUGUGCCAAGAUCGCAUGCCCAGAUGCCGAUAUCGGGAUAUUUCUACCCGUGUUUUCAUUAUCUUGGUGGGGGGGCUGGGUCGGAUUGGCUCUUUGUUGGCGAUGAUCAGGAUCCGGCGGCGUAUUUGCUGUCGAACCCUAAUAUGUCCAUCCCUAAUUGUUCGUCCAAGAAUGUGCUCACUGAUGAUCUCCGGCAGAAGGUCGUCAAGCAGGUGGAAUACCAGUUCAGUGACAUGAGCCUUCUUGCAAACGAAUCUUUGUCAAAACAAAUAAAUAAAGAUCCUGAUGGUUAUGUGCCAGUAUCUUUUAUUGCAUCUACAAAGAAAAUCAAGUCCUUGCUUAUUAAUAACCAGUUGCUUUCACAGGCACUUCGGACCUCUUCAAAGCUUGUUGUCAGUGAUGAUGGCAAGAAAGUUAGGCGUAAACUUCCUUUCACUGAAAAAGACAAAGAGGAACUGCAGUCUUGUAUUGUUGUGGUGGAGAAUUUGCCUGAAGAUCACUCACAUCAGAACCUUGAUAAAAUCUUUAGUGUUGUCGGAAGUGUGAAAACCAUCAGGAUAUGCCAUCCUCAGGAAUCCAAUUCUUCCCGCUCUAAAGGUGACUUUUUCAUGAGUAACAAGAUACAUGCACUUGUGGAGUACGAGUCUACAGAGAUGGCUGAGAAAGCUGUAGAAAAGCUAAAUGAUGAAAGGAAUUGGAGAAAAGGGCUCCGAGUGAGGUUGCUACUUAGAUGCUCGCCAAAAUCUGUCCUGAAAAACAGAAAGUCGGAGUUUGAUGGCAUUUUAGAUGAUGAUGACUCACCACAUACUGAAUGCAGUGAAGACUCCCCACAUUCAAUCCAUGCUGAUUCAGCUGAGAACAAUGCUGAAGCAAAUUCAGUGGGAUUAAAGAAGGGGUGGGCUAAAGGCCGUGGAAAGGGUCGUGGGCAUGAUGCACUUCCCAAACCGACCUUUAAGGGGCCAAGAAUGCCAGAUGGAACCAAAGGUUUCACCAUGGGACGAGGCAAGCCCUUAAGCACACCUCUGGAGUGAUGGAUGAUUCUUUCUCUUUCCUCUUAAGUCUAUUUUAGCUUCUAUAAUUGAAUGGCCCUGCAUUUCCUGAAAGCAGCAAAUGGUCUAUGAUCUGCUAGUCAUGGCCUGGCAUUAGUAAUAAUUCAAGAUGUAUAGCUUAGAAUGGUUAAUGGCAUGUAGCUGUUUGCCAGCAGUUUUGAUGAUGAACUCUAUAUUUUGCUGUAGCAUGUUGGUUAAUGACCUGGGAUUCAGUGUUCUGCUCUUAUUAUUUGUACAAUCUUUUUAAAUAAUAUAAAAUCGAGGAGUAGUA